AUGAAGAUCUGCAUUUUCUUUACACUCCUAGGAACUGCUGCUGCUUUCCCCACUGAGGAUAAUGAUGACAGAAUUGUUGGGGGCUAUACUUGUCAGGAGCAUUCUGUUCCCUACCAGGUGUCACUGAAUGCUGGAUCUCACAUAUGUGGGGGAUCUCUCAUCACUGACCAAUGGGUACUGUCUGCUGCUCACUGCUAUCAUCCCCAACUACAGGUGCGUCUUGGAGAACAUAACAUUGAUGAAAUUGAAGGUGCAGAGCAGUUCAUUGAAGGAGCCAAGAUGAUUCCACAUCCUGAUUAUAAUUCAUGGACUUUUGAUAAUGACAUCAUGCUGAUUAAGUUGAAGUCACCAGCCACCCUCAACUCUAAAGUAUCUACUGUUUCUCUGCCACGGUCCUGUCCAUCGGCGGGUACUGAGUGCCUUGUGUCUGGCUGGGGCGUUCUGCAAAGUGGCUUCGAGAGUCCUUCUUCUGUUCUUCAGUGUCUGGAUGCUCCAGUCCUGUCUGAUUCUGUUUGUCACAAGGCCUACCCACUUCAGAUCACUAACAACAUGUUCUGUCUUGGCUUCCUGGAAGGUGGAAAGGACUCUUGCCAGUAUGACUCUGGUGGCCCUGUGGUCUGCAAUGGACAAGUCCAGGGUAUUGUUUCCUGGGGUGUCAGCUGUGCUUUGGAAGGGAAGCCUGGUGUCUACACCAAAGUCUGCAAUUACCUGAACUGGAUUAAUCAGACCAUUGCUGAAAACUAA
Molecule: messenger RNA, 744 nt
Organism: Mus pahari (shrew mouse)
Lineage: Eukaryota; Metazoa; Chordata; Mammalia; Rodentia; Muridae
Product: trypsin V-A
Exons: 5
Coding region: 1-744 (247 amino acids)
Biological process (GO): proteolysis
Molecular function (GO): serine-type endopeptidase activity
Source: RefSeq, a predicted model, not a curated record